Molecule: messenger RNA, 4905 nt
Organism: Phodopus roborovskii (desert hamster)
Lineage: Eukaryota; Metazoa; Chordata; Mammalia; Rodentia; Cricetidae
Gene: Hltf
Product: helicase like transcription factor
Exons: 24
Coding region: 5-3007 (1000 amino acids)
Molecular function (GO): ATP-dependent chromatin remodeler activity; nucleic acid binding; zinc ion binding
Source: RefSeq, a predicted model, not a curated record
AUAUAUGGAUCCUGUUUGGAAGUAUUUGCAGUCUGUCCAGUAUGGAACCCAUGGAAAUUUUCGAAGACUUUCAUACCCAACUUUCUUUCCACGCUUUGAAUUCCAAGACAUUAUCCCUCCGGAUGACGUCUUAACUAGUGAUGAAGAGCUAGAUUCCAUUUUAUUUGGAACUUUGAGAGGUCAAGUUGUUGGACUGCGCUAUUACACAGGAGUAGUAAAUAAUAAUGAAAUGGUUUCUUUACAACGAGAGCCCAAUAAUCCAUAUGAUAAGAAUGCAAUUAGAGUAAAUAAUGUGAAUGGAAAUCAGGUUGGUCAUUUAAAGAAAGAACUUGCUGCUGCCUUGGCCUAUAUCAUGGAUAACAAAUUGGCACAAGUGGAAGGGGUAGUUCCCUUUGGUGCAAAUAAUACUUUUACCAUGCCUCUUCAUAUGACAUUUUGGGGAAAAGAAGAAAAUAGAAAAGUGGUUUUAAAUCAGUUGACAAAACAUGGAUUUAAAUUGGGUCCCACACCAAAAACUUUAGGAUUGAGUUUGGAAAAUAGUUGGAGCUCUGGGAGAGCUGGACCAAGCUAUAAUAUGCCAGUUCAUGUUGCAGUACAGAUGACAACUGACCAGCUCAAAACGGAAUUUGACAAAUUAUUUGAAGAUUUAAAAGAAGAUGAGAAAACUAGUGAAAUGGAGCCAGCUGAGGCUAUUGAGACCCCAUUGCUUCCACACCAAAAACAAGCUCUGGCUUGGAUGAUUUUACGAGAGAACAGCAAAGACCUUCCACCAUUCUGGGAACAGCGAAAUGACUUCUAUUAUAACACAAUAACAAAUUUUUCUGAAAAAGAACGACCGGAAAAUGUCCAUGGAGGAAUUUUAGCUGAUGAUAUGGGUUUGGGCAAAACUCUUACAGCCAUUGCAGUAAUUCUUACCAACUUUGCUGAUGGCAAGCCUCUUCUCAAUAAAAGAAGCAAGAAGAAUCAGCCAAGAAAGGUAUACAAGGAUGAGACUGUCAAACUGGGAGGAAGUAAUACUAACAAAGAGGCAGAUGAACUAAGCACAGAGCUAUCCAGAUGUAGUGAAGAACCUGGUGUUUCAGAUAUUCAGGAAAAUAAGAAGUAUCCUAUGUCAGAAUUGUCUAGUAUCUGCCCUAAAAGAAGAAAAAUUGCUGUUCAGUACAUUGAAAGCAGUGAUUCAGAGGAAAUAGAAACUAGUGAACUGCCACAGACAAUGAAAGGCAAGCUAAAAAAUACACAGUCAGAUACUAAAAGUAGAGUAAAAGGAUAUUCUAAGGUUAAAGAAGAUACAGGAUUUUCUCAUGCAUUUAUUUCAUCCUCUUCUGCAACAAAGAAGAAAAUGUUGAAAAAGGGGACAUCUGUGAUGGAGGGCUCAAAGAAACGUGACACUGGAGAGACGGCAAGAACAACAUUGAUCAUCUGUCCACUUUCUGUGCUGAGCAAUUGGAUUGACCAGUUUGGACAACAUAUAAAAUCAGAAGUGCACUUGAAUUUUUAUGUUUAUUAUGGCCCUGAUCGUAUUAGACAUCCAGCCUUCCUUUCAAAACAGGAUAUUGUUUUAACAACUUAUAAUAUUUUAACUCAUGAUUAUGGAACUAAAGAUGAUAGUCCAUUACAUAGCAUAAAAUGGCUAAGAGUGAUCCUGGAUGAAGGACAUGCCAUACGAAAUCCAAAUGCUCAGCAGACAAAAGCUGUACUUGACUUAGAGGCAGAAAGAAGAUGGGUAUUGACAGGUACACCUAUCCAGAAUUCUUUAAAGGACUUGUGGUCUCUUCUGUCCUUUUUAAAGCUUAAACCGUUUAUUGAUAGAGAAUGGUGGCAUAGAACAAUACAGCGUCCUGUUACAAUGGGAGAUGAGGGAGGACUUAGGCGUUUACAGUCCUUAAUUAAAAAUAUCACCCUUCGAAGAACAAAGACAAGCAAAAUUAAAGGGAAACCUGUUUUGGAGCUGCCAGAAAGGAAAGUAUUUAUUCAGUACAUUACACUUUCAGAAGAAGAGAGAAAGAUUUAUCAGUCUGUUAAAAAUGAAGGCAAAGCUACCAUAGGAAGGUAUUUUACUGAAGGGACUGUCCUUGCACACUAUGCAGAUGUCUUGGGUCUUCUGCUUAGAUUGCGGCAGAUUUGUUGUCAUACUCAUAUUCUUACAAAUGGAAUGUCUUCAAGUGGUCCUUCUGGAAAUGAUACACCUGAAGAACUGAGGAAUAUAUUAAUAAAGAAGAUGAAGUUAAUUCUGAGCUCUGGUUCAGAUGAAGAAUGUGCAAUUUGCCUUGAUUCAUUAACAGUUCCUGUGAUAACACAUUGUGCACAUGUGUUUUGUAAACCUUGUAUCUGCCAGGUCAUUCAGAGUGAGCAGCCACAUGCUAAAUGCCCUUUAUGCAGAAAUAAUAUACAUGGAGAUAAUUUAUUAGAAUGUCCUCCAGAAGAAUUGGCAUGUGACAGUGAGAAAAAAUCCAAAAUGGAAUGGACAUCCAGUUCAAAGAUUAAUGCUCUAAUGCAUGCUUUGAUUGAAUUACGGACAGAGAACCCCAACAUAAAAAGUUUAGUUGUUUCUCAGUUUACCACAUUCCUGUCUUUAAUAGAAACACCACUUAAAGACUCAGGAUUUGUGUUUACUCGUUUAGAUGGUUCCAUGGCUCAAAAGAAAAGAGUUGAGUCAAUUCAGUGUUUUCAAAACACAGAAGCAGGAUCUCCGACUAUAAUGCUAUUGUCCUUAAAAGCAGGUGGAGUUGGCUUGAAUCUUUGUGCAGCUUCUCGGGUAUUCUUAAUGGAUCCAGCCUGGAACCCUGCUGCCGAAGAUCAGUGCUUUGACAGAUGCCAUAGACUUGGCCAAAAGCAAGAGGUUAUCAUCACAAAAUUCAUUGUAAAGGAUUCUGUUGAAGAAAAUAUGUUGAAAAUACAAAACACAAAAAGAGAACUUGCAGCUGGAGCUUUUGGAACUAAAAAAACAGAUGCUAAUGAAAUGAAACAAGCUAAAAUCAAUGAAAUCCGAACUUUAAUUGAUUUAUAAUUCGUGGGAUUUUUGUAAGGUCAGUUCAAGCAAUUACCUAAGAUUUAUACAUGAAAAAUGCAGAUUUAAGAAUGAGAUCUAGAAAAUAUUCUAUAUGGGGCAUAUUUCAUAUUAAUAAAGUGAUAUUACUGAUAUAUCUAUAUAUGAAUCUUACUUUUAAUGAUACUUCAGAUAGCAAUAAGUUCCAUUGUAAAUUGGCCUGAAAGCGAUUAUCAUAGUUCUUUUGCUCUACAGCUUUGCAUAAUGCCUUUGCUUAAUAUUUCCUACCUCUCCCAUGUAUCCCACACCUUCAUUCUUAAGUGGUCAUAGCUUAUACUUUUGACUAGGAGAUUAGUUUUUCUUUGUUGGAAAUAUUUGGUUAUUCACCAAAGCCUUUAAUUGAUGAUUCAGUGGAUCUACCGUCCUUGUAAAUCAUUAAGAAAUAUGUAUACAACUAUAAGGAAGAUUUUAUUGGAUGUUUAAAGGCUAUAGUUGCAUCUAUAACCAAACCUUAAAGGAAAGAUCAAAGUACAAGGGAUCAAGUUAAUCACAAUUUUUAUAGCUUUAUUGAGAUAUAAUUUAUAUAUUUGACUUGCAGUAUUUAAUUUGAAAAAAAAUGGGGCCCUAAUCAAAGAUGGUGUGUCCAUUUAACUGAAGUGGUACUACAUUCAUUAAAUUUAAAUGUAGUGAUAGAAGCAUAGGGUGUAAAUAGUCUCUAGGGGUACGGGAACCAGUUCUACCCAGUUUGUUUUGAAUGUUUACAUUAUGUGAUUCAAGUAGAUAUUUCUAUAAAUUGUUUUUAGUUACGUAUGGUUUCUGGAAAUAGCUUUAUAUAUUUUUGUAAUACAGAAGACUGCUACUGUAUGUGAGAGGCAUGACAAUCAGAAUGGAAGUUGGGCUGAUAACCACCAAAAUCCUUUCAACUCUUAAAGACAUCUAAUCCUGAAUAUAAAAAUGCCUUUGUGUGUUUAAAAUCAGAAUUUAAUUUUGGAAUUUCACUAAUUGAUCCAUACAUAUUUUUUACCCUUUUUGUUAUUAAGAAAGCUUACUAGUUGCCCCAAAAUUAUAGAUGACUUUGAGUCAUAUUUAAAAUAAAUAAGCAGUCAGGUUCUGUAAUUAGUUUUAUUUUCCUGUGGAUUUUUUUUUUUUAAUACAGGAAAGAGAUUACUAAGAAAAGCCUCAUGGCUUAUGGUAUACACUGAAGAACAUCUGAGAUUUUAUUUAUGCUACUAGAGACUCAACUGAUGAGAGAGAUGAUAGGUACCCAUCUAAGGUGUAUGACAUAUAUCGUACCCCCUAAGUCUUCUCCAACCUGCUAUUUCUCCAAAGGAACAGGAUUAGCCAGCAAGAAUCUUCUUGGUACCAUUCCUCAUAGUAACAGAUGAGGUAGGCAUGGUUUUUAGGAAGACAUUUCUGCAAGGGUGAAAGUGGAAUAACCAUUCUUGUCCUGCUAAGGUUAGGAGCCCCUCAGUAGAUUUUCUACCUUAUAGGACAAGCAUCACACAAAAAUUCAGUGUCAUUAUAUACAGCAUUAGGGUUCUGUAGUACCCACACAGUGAAAUUAAGUAUAAACUGUUUCUAACCCAAAUAAAGAAAGAAACCCAGCUUAUCUGUUAACCACUUACCUAUUUUAAUUACAGAUAAACUCAGGCUAAGAAGUGAAGGCAAUUUGCUGCUUACCCAGAAAACUACAGUACUGUGCUUUAAAAUAUAUUCAUAACAAUCAAAUUUAUUAAGCAAUUUUUUUAGUAUAUUAAGUGGUAUUAAUAAAAAAGUUAAUUCAAGAUAUAUAAACCACUGGAAUGAAAAAUUUUAUGCUAUACUGUUUUAUUACUUAGAAAUAUAUUGAAAAUACUGUAUUAUGUUUCAAACUGGAUUUUUCUUUAAAUUUAAAUUCAAUAAAAAGCUAAAAAAAAUUA